This is a messenger RNA of Cyclocybe aegerita, 1167 nucleotides long. Lineage: Eukaryota; Fungi; Basidiomycota; Agaricomycetes; Agaricales; Hemipholiotaceae. The record is from the annotation of a GenBank genome assembly.
AUGAUGUUUUUAUUCGUUUCGUCUUCGAAAACGUUGUCCUCUUCGAUUGUUCUUCCCCGUCUUCCAUCCAUCCGCCAAACGAUCGAGGGUGCUCGCAGCUUUUCCACACCUUCCUAUAUCUUUUCGUCUUACCAUCAUCACCUCGGUUGGGGUCCACGCAAGGUCCACGCCCUGCACACGCAGCGGCAACCCUCGUCUCUCGUCUUGAAGCUUCCGUUACGUUCUUCCCCCAAGAUUUCCUUUAAAUUCCUCUGCGCCAUGGAUCAGCCCCAAUUCACUCUGCCGGCGCUGAUGACGGGCUACCUUGCAAUAUACAGCGCUGUGGAUGUGGAACUCGCCCAGCCAUCGCAGCCCCAGGCCCCGCCGAUGCCCGCGCCAGCACUAGGACAACCGUCUACACAGCCGAAGAAGAAGAAGAAACCGAAGAUCUCCCCAGCAGCCAAGAAGGCGUCUGAGGAUGCACACUUUGAGCUCGUCAUGGAGGCAGCUCAAACUGUCACUUCGAUUCUGGAGUCUCAUGGUCUAUUCUGCGCGGUGUUUGGAAGUCUCGCAGCGAAAUUGUACGGGAACAGUCGCUGUCCGAAAGAUGUCGACCUCCUCGUUAGUCAAGACGUCCCUGUAACGUUCCCUUGGACCUCGACGCCGAUCGAGAGGGACCUGACCGCAGCCGAACUGAAGGAGCUCGUUCUACGCACCAAUUCGCGCAACUUUUUCCUGAAGAUGCCGCGCGACCCGACCGCCGAGUACCGCAUCCUCUGGUACCGCAAACACUACCUCGGUGCCGAAUGCAAAGUUGACAUCCUCGUGCCGGGAACGAUGUAUCUCCCGUUCCUCUAUCCUGACUGCGUCCGGUGGAUUAGUGGAGUCCCUCUCGCCCCUUUCCCCGUCGUCUUCUUGCAUAAGGUGCAAGGCUGGGAUGACCACCGGCUUGCGGAGGACGCAUACAACAAGGGAAAGCAGCAUAAGGACGCCGGAGAUCUCCGGAGGAUGCUGGCACUGAAGCAGUUUGCAGAGGAGGUGAGGAAGGAGAUCAAGUUUACUCCCGGCUUUAUGCCAUAUUUCGGCGAAGAGUUCAUGAAGCUUACAAGGGAGAGAGUGAAGGCACAUUGUCAGGCGUUCCCAGAUCGCGCAAGGGAUUGGGAAGCACUUGGUUUUGAGGUGUUAUAA